AUGCGACCUCGGGUCGGACAGGCCCUCGCGGCCGCCGCCGGUCUGCUGAGCGUCGGCGUCCAUGCCCAGGGUUAUCUAGGCUCGGUCGCGGCCGAGAUCGCCGCCUGUGGAUCGGAUAACUUUGUUAAUCUUGGUUGUUUCCCCAACUUCCUCAUCAGUGCCGGGCUUUUCUUCAGCUUCACCCCUGAGGGCCCCAAUCCCACGGAUCCGUCCCGCAGCUUUCCCAACUGGGACCCCGGCUCCAGCAUCAACAACACUGUGACGCCGCUCCGACCCGGGUUUCCCACUCAGGAUGUCCGAGCAUCGGCGCUGGUGGUCGACAUUGAUGUUUGCUUCAACAUGUGCGCCGGUCUGGGGUAUCCCCUGGUCCACGGGUCCCCUGAAGCUGGCCAGGUUCGCUGCCGUUGCGGGUCGGCGUUCGGUCUCGGAGCAUUCCGCGUCCAUGCUGAGCUGCUGUCCACGCCAGGCGUGUGCAACACGACGUGUGAUGCUGCCCCUGGUGUUUUUGGUGACUGCGACACCUCAUCUCAACGCUGCUGCGGCCAGAACAACAUAUACCCCGUGUACAUCAACACGCAGCUGCAGGGCUGCUACACGCCCCUGAUCCCCGGUUUCAAGCGCCUGUUCACCGACCUCCUCUUUGAAUGUGACGACAUCCUGGACACGCUGACCGGGCCGCCGACAGUGCUGGACCAGCCAGACUACGACCCGGGUCUCAUCAUCGAGGCCGAGGUGGCUCUCAUCCGGCGGCCAACGGUGCCCGUGCUGGGGAGCAACACCGACUAUCUCUAUGGCUGCCUCGGGCUGGGCCCGCUCGGCCUCGACAGUAUCUUUGGUCUCCUGCUGUCUAUUACGCCAUCUAUCAGCCCCACGACACUCGACGCCUGUGCCGCCGAGUGUGAUUCUCAGGGAUAUAGUGCUUUUGGCAUGGUUAACGGCGUGGACUGCCACUGCGCACCUGGCGUGCUUCUCGGUCUUACUCUUGACAUGGGGGUUUGCCGAGUCCCUUGCGCAGAUGCCGACAAUACCUCGUGUUGUCCUACGUCGACAUCAACCAAGACGACUACAACAACAACCACUACGACCUCGACGUCUACAGCAAUCAUCACGACUAGCACCACGACCACUGGGACUGAGUCCACGACCGCUACGGAAAUCACAAGCACUACUACCACCGAUAUCUCAACCACCAGCACAACCACCACUGGGAUUGAGACUACCAGCACCACCACGACUGAUAUCUCAACGAGAAGCACCACCACCACAGCCUUCAUAACAUACGUAGACCGCUCCACCACAUACAUCGCCACGGACACCGAGACGGCCCUCACAACAACGACAGAUAUUUCAACUACAAGUACCCCGACCACUGGAAUCGAGACUACCAGCACUACCACGACUGAUAUCUCGACUACAAGCACAACCACCACCGGAAUCGAAACCACCAGCACCACGACAACCGACGUCUCCACGGCACGCACCACCACCAGCACCACACGCACCCACACCAACGUACGCGUCACCCGCACGACGACCACCACCACCACUACGACCACGACCAGCUCGACCACCACCGACGACGAGACCAGCACCCGCUUCUUCACCGCCGACGACAUCCGGGGCAUCCGGGGCAUCCGGGGCAUCCGGGGUGGCCUGGGUGGCAUGGGUCGGGGUGGCCGGGGCCGGGGUGGCCGUAUCCGCACCCGCAUCCUGAACCGGAACCUCAUCCCCAUCCUCAUCCGGAACCAGAACCGCACCCGCAUCCGCAUCCACACCCCAACCCGGGCGAGGAUGGGGGUAGGGGGUAAUGAGCCGUGGACGGGUGGGGGUUGGGGACCUGGUGGUGGUGGUGGUGGUGGUGGUGGUGGGUAUGGGGGUGAUGGGCCGGGGGGUGGGUAUGGUUAUGGCGGUUAUGGGUAUGGAGAUGGGUCGGGGGGUGAUUAUGGUGAUGAUUAUGGUGAUGAUUAUGGUGAUGAUUAUGGUGAUGAUUAUGGUGAUGAUUAUGGUGAUGAUUAUGGUGAUGGGUAUGGCCAUGGUCAUGUUAGUGGUGAUGCGCCGGGCGGGCCGGAAGGGGGUCGGGGUAUAGAUGGUAGUGAAGAGGGGGUGGAGGGGAUGGCGGUACGUGCGGCGAGGCCGACGAGGUUUGGGGCUUGA
Messenger RNA from Chaetomium fimeti, 2154 nucleotides. RefSeq lists its product as uncharacterized. NCBI's taxonomy places the organism in Eukaryota, Fungi, Ascomycota, Sordariomycetes, Sordariales, Chaetomiaceae. The coding region runs from base 1 to 2154 and encodes 717 amino acids. The transcript is spliced from 8 exons. The record is from RefSeq and is a predicted model, not a curated record.